Messenger RNA from Eremothecium gossypii ATCC 10895, 816 nucleotides. It is a transcript of the gene TDA4, whose product is annotated as Tda4p. Bases 1 to 816 code for a protein of 271 amino acids. The transcript has a single exon. NCBI's taxonomy places the organism in Eukaryota, Fungi, Ascomycota, Saccharomycetes, Saccharomycetales, Saccharomycetaceae. Gene Ontology annotation, cellular component: endoplasmic reticulum; membrane. The record is from RefSeq and is marked provisional. Gene Ontology annotation, biological process: lipid homeostasis.
AUGCGUGAUCCUUUCUUGAAGUACUCGCUCUUCAGCGACCACGACAGCCUACUGCUGCGGCACAGCCACGAGGUGCUGGUCUCGUUCCUUAUGUACCAGUUCGUGCUGUACCCGGUGGUGGCGCCAGCGGUAAACCGGAUGAUUUUCGGCCAGCACUACACACGGGCGGCACCGCGCACACGGGCGAACUUCGACAUCCACACCGUGUCCACGGUGCAGGCGGUGCUGUGCGUGGGCAUGAUAUGGCCGCUGCUGCGGCUACCUGCGGCGCUGCCGGUGUUCGGGUUCUACGAUGAGUACGCGAGCCUGGUGGCCGCGACGAUGGUAGGCUACUUCGUGUGGGAUGUAUAUCUCUGCACGCGGUACCUGGCGGUAUUCGGCCCGGGCUUUCUGGGCCACGCCCUGGGCUCGCUGGCUGUGCUGCUGUCGGCGCUGACGCCUGCGUUCCAGCCGUGGCUCGGCAAGUUCCUGAUUUUCGAGGCCAGCACGCCGCUGGUGAACGUCAACUGGUUCAUCACACAGCUGGCUCGUGGCUCCACGAGUGCGGUCGUGCCGCGCUGGCUACCGGUGGUGAACGGCCUGCUGCUGCUGGUUACGUUUUUCUGUGUGCGGAUCGUAUGGGGCGUCAUGGCGCUCAUCGCCAUGGACUAUUAUGUGUGGCGCCAGUGGGGCCCAGAGACCCCCAAGCUCGUUGGCUUGCUUGUACCGGCCAUCAAUUUCUUCAUGACACUGCUGAACUUCUACUGGUUUUACAAGAUGGUGCGCAUUGCUAAGAAAAUGGUUCGCGCGUCAAAGCACGUCGCCAAAGUUACUUAA